Molecule: messenger RNA, 1008 nt
Organism: Magallana angulata
Lineage: Eukaryota; Metazoa; Mollusca; Bivalvia; Ostreida; Ostreidae
Exons: 1
Coding region: 1-1008 (335 amino acids)
Source: RefSeq, a predicted model, not a curated record
AUGUCGAGACAGUCCAACCCCAGGUCUAGCUCUAAACGAAAACAAACGAGCCCUGUUGAAAAUUCCAACUCCCAACGGAGAAGAUUUCUGUCAUCGUCUCUUCCUGAUUUAAGUGAAUCAGAUACAUUUUCUAGUGUCUUAGGUGACUCCGUUAGGGAACCUCAGUUAUACUUAGCCGCCAUGGCCAGUCCGACUUCUUCAAGUCCUAAUACUCCCAACUUGUCAACCCAAGACCAGCCACCCUUUUUCCAAGCCCAGGGCAAGACCUUUAGUCUACCGGACAUAAUAUUUGGGGCAUUCAAAAACCAAAACCUAGUGAACCAACUCGUCCCUGUAUUGGCUGAAGCUAUAAUGCCAACAUUAAAAAGUGCAGUAGAGAGUGCAUUCCAGUCACUAAACGAUACAAUUAAAAGUCAGUCCGAAACAAUUGAUAAACAAAAUCAUGAAAUAGACACACUACACGGCAAACUUAAAAAUGCUGAAAAAUCAAAUCAAGAUCUUCAACAACAAAUAUGGGGUCUCGAAGAAUCAAUGGAUGAAUUGGAACAAUAUAGUAGAAGAACCUCAUUACGAUUUCACAACUGUCCCCAACCAAAUUCCAACAACAGCACGGACAGUAUUAUUAAAGAUAUUUGCAGAGAAAAACUGGGGAUCCAAAUAACUGAAAACGAUAUUUUUCGAUCCCAUCCCAUUGGAAACAGAAACAACCAUGGGGGCAUCCAAAUUAUUUGUCGUUUCCAAAAUUGGAAAACAAAGAACGCAGUAUACAAAGCUAAGAGUAAACUAAAAAAUUCCGAUAUCUUUGUGACCGAGGACCUCACCAGAUACCGACAAGGAAUCAUACACGAACUGUCAGCUGCUAAACGCUUGCGUAAAGUUCACUCUUUCUGGACCAACGACGGGAGAAUUUUCACUAAACUGUCCGAAAAUGGUCAAAAAUAUUUGAUCAAAUCUAUCAGUGAACUGCACAAAAUCGCGCCGCUACCGAGUGACGAACAACGAGGCUAA